GCCUCCACGUGCCGUUCGACAACGCGGUGCUGGAUCCUCACCAGCGGUGGCGCCAGCGGGUUCUGCGCGACGAAGCGACUUCGGCGCCGGAGGUUCUGGUCAGCCCGGAGGAUGUGAUCAUCACAGUGGCCUUGUGCGACUGCAGCGGGCGCAAGGAGCAAGAAUACGAUGUCCUGGCCAGUCAAACACUGCACGACCUCAGAGAUGCCUUGUAUUUUGUGGAUGAUUGGAUGUACGAUGGUCCUACUAGACUGAACUCGGCCUGCAUGUUCAUAGAUGGCGUUUUCUACUCGGAUAUGCGCCAUGCAACAUCGGUGGAUUAUUCAAAGGAUCUCAUCGAGUGGAUCAAGGUGACAGGCCGGCCCCAGCUGCGGGAGGAGAGGUCUCGCAGCAUGGGCACGCGUUUGUGCGACCUGGAGAGGAUUCCUUUCGGGGAGAGGUGCUGCUACAUCAGGCAAGGCGAUAUUGAGCACCACAUGUACUUCAUCUCAUCACGUUUGCUGAACGAAAGUUUCGACUGUCCCAUUCGAGGCACCUACCCCUGCUUGCUUUGGAUGCGUCGACAUCGGAAGAGGGCAUGCAUGGCCUGCUGCAAGGCCCUGGCUGCUUGGGUUGUCUUAGACUGCACGCGCUGCCCCUUCAACCCGGCCUACUUCUGCCGCUUUUGCUUCGCCAUGCUGACGCAGGACGAAGAAGGCCGAGAACUAGCGCCGGUGGACUACAGGGCGGUGCUGAGCCUCGAGGCGUCCUCCUUCCUCCUGCCGAGCCACCCCGCCUUGAAGGUGAACAUAUCGCUGGCAACAUACACCGGCAUACCUCUGCAGAACCAGGAGCUCAAGGUGGAACUGAAGCGCCGCAAGUCGCCAGUGCCGGGUCCGCCGAUGCCGCUCUUCGACGAUGCCGUGACUUCACAGAGCUCAGAGCAGGCGGAAGAAGUCGCCACGCUGAAGCGCACCACGAACUCUGAGGGGGCGUGGUCUGAGGAACUGCGCUUUGGUGAAGCGGCCGACGGAGGCGUUGCCUGGGUGCCCCAGCUGGGCGACAAGGUGGACGUCAAGGUGACGGCUCGCGGGCCCACGGGGGAGAUGCUUUCGAAGUCCCGGGCGCUGCCGGUGCGAGUUGGCCCAUAUGACGUCGAGCUGAGGACAUCUGCAGACACCCACAACUCUGACGGACCCUUGCCAGGUCACAAGUUCGAGGUUUGGGCGCACUUGACAGCUGCGUAUCCAGAAGAAGGCUGGAGCAUUGGAGAACAUGCCGCCCGGCUCUUCCUCGUGCCCGCCGACGCGGAGUCUGGGAGCGCCUUGGAUUGGGUGAAGGCACAUGAGGACGCUCUGGAUCUGACAACGAUGUGCCAGCGGAGCAUCGCUCUGACGGCUCCAGCCCUCUGCGACUUCAGGCUGCCCAGCGCCGGGAAGUUUGCUCUGGUGGCGAAGGUCGCCGUGCGAGACAAGAAGCUGAAGGACCACGAGGUGACCAGCUGCAAGUUCCUUGGGCGGAGCUUGCAUGACUGGAGGCGUCGGCCCUUGGCUUCGCCUGACAUCUUCGAGCGCUUCCAGGUGAAGGUUGCUGACUCCUACCGGCUCGGCGAGGCAGUCAAGUUGGAGGUGUGGAACCCGCUGAUGGUGCAGAGCCGGAUGCUGGUGAUUUGGGGCGAGCGGCCCUCCGUGAAGGAGCUGAAAAAUGUGUCCUCGAGACAAACGGUGGAUCUCGGGGUGCUGAACGAGCAGGAUUGCCCCAUGACCCUGUGCCAAGUGCACAUCUUCCUGUGGACCAGUGAGGACCCCAGCGCCGCGAUUGAGGAGGUGCCCUGGUCCAUCCACUAUCCGAAGGGGGCGCCCCUCUUUGCACACCAGGAGGUGAACCUGCGCGUGGAGCGGCCUGGCACAAAGCUGCAGGUGCACGUGGCGCCCAGCGUGGAAGCCGUUGCCCCGGGCGGGGAGGUGGACAUCGAGGUCAGCGUUGGCCAGCUGAACAACGCACAGACCGAGCUGGCGCUUCUGGUGGUAGACAAGGCGUGGCUGGACUUGCGGCCCCUGAAGCUGCGGCAGCCCAUGGAGGUGUUUGAGCCUGAAGGUCUCUUAUCCAAGGGCCCGCAGUGGCGCUUGGUGUCCUCCUUGGACGGCCUGGCCUCGGCGCGGUCCAUGGCCAAGGCCGCCAAAGUCAUCCGCGAGAGGUUCAGCAAGAACCCUUGGAUGGGCUACAUCGGCUGGCCUUUGGCCUUGCGCGGCACGGACGACUCCGUGUUGGACGACGAGAACUACUUGGAUGGCUGGGCAGAGGAGCUCACGGACUUCCCCUUCUCAGGGGUGCCAUUGAUGGAACCGCUGGGCGGCAUGAAUUUCCGUGGCGGGCCAAUGCUGAUGGCCAAGGCGGCGCCCAUGGCCCUGGCGGAGAGCGCGAUGGCCAGUGCGCCGGUGGCCAUGGAUGCUAUGGAUGAUGAGGCGGAGGGCGCACCAGAACCACAGGCGAAGGAGGACUCGGUGACGGUGCGGAAAGAUUUCGCCAAGCUGGUGGCUCUGAAUCGCGCGCUGCUGGAACCCGGGCAAAACACCUGGAAGACGCGGAUCAGGCUUCCGGAGGACCUUUCCACCUACGUGGUGCGCGUGGUCGCCGUCUCCAGCGAGGCCGGCAACUGGUCCUGGGGCGCCGCCGAGAGCUCCGUGCGUACCGAGCAGCAGGUGUACGGCACCCCGCUGUUGCCCCGCGUGCUCCGCUUCACUGACGUUUGCCGCAUGGGGGUGAGCGUGGAGGUGGCCACCUCGGAGCUGCCGCGGUCCCUGGUGGUGGAAGCGGUGGACCUCAGCAACUUGCGGGUGCUGGGCAAGGCGAAGCAGGCCAUCACCGUGCUGGGCACCUCUACAGAGGUGCGCUUUACCUUCGCCGCGGAUCUCGGCGUUGGCCCUGCCAGCGUCAUCUUCACCAUCAAGGACGCGUCGGGUGAGACUCUGCUGGACUCCGUGCAAGCUACAGUGGACGUCGAAAUGCAGCAGCAGGCCCUGCACUUGUCGUCCACCACCAGCAUCAAGGCCAACGCGACGCAGGAGGUGGUCCGGAAGGAGGCCAUCGCCGGCUUGAAGGCGGUGCCUGGAUGGGGCGAGCUCUCCAUCUCCGCCUCCAUGGGCUUUCAGGCUCCCUUGCUGAAGGCCGUGCUGGAGUUGGCGCCCACUCACAACCACUGGCAGCCCCCUGGCGAGAAUGUCUUGGCGAUCCUGCUGGGCGGCCUGGUGAUGCGCAACAUCUACGGCUUGGAGGACGCGCAGCUCUCCGCGGCCCUGGCGGCGGCUGCAGCGCGCCUCCCCGGCCAGGUGGUGGCGGCUCCAGAUGUCCUGGGCUUUGUGAGCACCCCUCCGGAGCUGCGCUCGUGGCGCGCAGGCCGCAGGCCGGACCUCAUGAGCAACACCCUGGCGCUGCUGGUGCUCCGCGCCGCAGAGUCCUUGGGCGGCGUGCCAGCCGAGUGGGAGGCUUUGGACAGAAAGCUCAUAGCCGAGGCCGCCUUCAAGGCCAUUGAGCACAUGGAGGAGUCUUGGCAGAGGUGUUGCUCGGGCGACAUGUCUUUGGCCAGCUUCAUCGGCCACUGGCAGCUGGCGAUCUUCUUCUUGGCUCAUCCGGAGGCCCAGUCCAGGCCGGGGCUGCAGCCCAUGUGGGAAGAGACGCUUCAGGAAGCCAUCAAGGGGCCCAAAGGCUCCGAGCUGGACAUCCUCACCCGCCUGGCCUCCGGGCUCCUGGGGCCGAAGCUGGCUGUGAACCUGAAAGCGGACCGCCGCGCCAUGGCCACCGCCAACGCGCUGCUCCAGAGAAUACGCGUCCAGGGCCCGACGGCAUACUUCGCGCGGGACGCCGGCAGCAUGCAUGCUGCCAGUGCGUGGACGCAAGCUGCGGCACUGUGGCUGUGGUCUGCAUUCGGGAAAUACGCGGAGAACCCCUUGGCGCCGCUGGUGGCGUCAAGGCUCCUGGAGGAGCGGUGUCCCUGGCAGCAACACCUGCCUGCGAGGGACAUCAUCAUGGCGUCGCUGGGCCUCGGCGCCUUUGAUGAAGCCACAGGCUCCGCGGCCGGGCGCAUGCCUCUGCGCCUCAAGUCCGGGCCGUCGGGGAAGCUGCUGCUGCAGGCAACCCUGGAAGGGCAGCCGGCUUCAACAGCGUGGCCAUGGAGCGAGCUGUCAGACGUACGGCAGGGCAUGGACCUGGAGUUCCUCGCCGGGCCAGGCAGCGGCAUGGCCGUGGUGAGCUAUGGCAUGGACAUGGUACCCAUGAAGCCCUUCCGAGAGCCUCAGUUCCGAGGCAUCCUGGUCCAGAAGAUCAUCCAGCGAUCACAUCGCGGACGGUGCAGCGGCCAACCUCUGCACGUCGCAUUCCCCGGUGACAUCCUGUGCGUCACCAUUGAAAUCACAUCUCCGGAUGACCUGGAGGAUGUCGAGGUCCUGGACAUGGUGCCGGCGGGGCUCGAGCCGCUGGAUGAGUCCCUGGCGCAGGAGUCCUCAGGACCCGCUUUGGACUGGCUCUUCCGGAUGUGGCGCCGGGAGGUGCGACGGGAUUCGGUGAGCUGGCGCGCCAGCUAUCUUUGGGGCGGGACGCACAGCCUCUCGUUCAACUGCAUGGCAAAUGCGCCGGGGAUCUACUCCCUGCCGGCGGCAAAGGCCCACUCCACGCGGCACCCGGAGGUGAUGGGCCUCAGCGGCGCCGCCUCCUUUCUGGUGGAAGAAACCGGAAACAGCGCCAGCGCUGUGUCCGGGCCGCAACUCUGGGCGUAUCGGAAAGAGGUGGGCGCCGCGCUCGAGGUGGACCUGAGUGACUCGGAUGCGCGGCUUACGGCGCCUGUGCCGUGCCCGGAGGCCUGCCCGGCGGCCGGGAGCUGCAACUUGGCCCAGGGCCGCUGCGAGUGCGCGUCCUCCUCCGGGGCGAUGUUGCCAUGUGAAGAGGUCUUUACGGCAGAGGCGCCCUUCGCGCCUCACACGCGCAAUGUCACGGUCAAGGAGGUGCCUGGCACGGUCGGUGAUGUACAGGACCUGCAAGGCACAACGACGGUGGUAGCAGGGCUCCUGAUUGCGCUGCUGGCUGCCGCCGUUUAUUCCUGCGUGGCCAAGAUGAAGACACCCAGGGGAACAGCCAUGAACGGGGCCAAAAGUUUUGAUCGGAAGGUUCGAUCGCGGCAGCUGAAGAAGCUGCACGGGGAUAUCGAGAAAGGCCUGAAGAAGGUGGACGAAGGCUUGGAGGAGUACGCCUCGCUGUGGGAGAGUUACCUGCGGGCCUCCCAGCCGAACCAACGGGAGAAGCUGGAGGAGAACCUCAAGGCCCAGAUUAAGAAGCUGCAGCGGGAGCGCAACCAGCUCUCCACCUGGAUAGGGGAUAGGAAUGUGAAGGACAAGCAGCCCAUGAUCGAGGCGCGGAAGAAGAAGAUCGAGGCGAACAUGGAGCACUUCAAGGAGUUCGAGCGAGAAUCCAAGACGAAGCGCUUCUCUCAGCAGGGCUUGAAUAAGGAGGACAAGAUGGAUCCAGAGGAGGAGAGGCGUCGGGAACAUCGGGAAUGGAUCAAAGAGUCCGUGGCAACUUUGGAGAAGGAAAUCGACGAGUACAGCGCGUUGGAGCAGAACCUGGUGGCCAAGAAGAGCGCCAAGGGCUCCAAGGAGGAGGCCAGCAUCAUCUUCAACAAGCGCGUGCAGGACUCGCACCGCUGGCACAUCACCAAGCUGGAGCAGCUCUUGCGGAAGCUGAGCAACGACGAGGUGCCAGUGGACAGCUUGGACACUCUCAAGGACUCGGUGGAGUGCUACCUGGACGAGGAGCAGAACUCCAGGACCUCCGAGCAGUUCCAGGGCUUCGAGGACAUCUACGAGGAGUUCCGCCUGGAGGAGGUCGAGGAUUACUUCUCCAAGGACCAGAAGGACAAGGACGAUGAUGAAGAGGAGAAGCCAAAGGAGGAGAAGAAGGAAGAGAAAAAGGAGGAGAAGAAAGAGGUGAAGCCAAAGCCUGCUCCCACCAUCUCCGUGCACCGCUCCGAAGAGAAGGAUCCCAAGGCGGCUCCGAAGCAGAUCGUCACCCGCCCCCAGCCGCAGCCGCAGCCGCAGCCGCAGCCGGCGCUGCAGCCGCCCAAGCAGCCGCCCAUGGCUCCGCCCACGCAGGCGCCGCCGCAAGCGCCGGAGGCGGGCACGCCAGCGGUGCCAGCAGUGCCACCGCCCUCCAAGCCCCCAGGCCCCCCGCCCAGCGCCAACGCGCCCAGCGCCUCGGUGCACGAGCCCCCGGCCAUGCCGCCGCCGCCGCCCCCCGGGGCGCCGCCGGCGCCAGGCCCCAAGAAGCCCCCGGAGGCGCGGGUCCCGGAGGCGCGGCCCGCCAUGGCGCCGCCGCCGCCGCCCAACGAGGCGCCCCCGGUGCCGGAGCGGGCGCAGGACCUCGCCAAGGCUCAGGCGGCGGCCGCCGCCGCCGCGGCCGCGCAAGCAGUGGCGGCGCAGGCGCAGGCGCAAGCGGCACAGGCGGCACAGGCGGCACAGGCGGCACAGGCGGCGCAGGCCGCGCCAGAUGACGCGGGUCUGCCGCCACUGAACUAUGCUGACAUCCCAGCGCUUUCUGAGGCGCAGGAGCGCGGCCACACGCUGCUGGAAGCCUCGGGCCGGCAUCUGCCUCUGCCCAGCGACGUGCGGAAGCCGAAGCGAUACUCGCCCUUCCAGCAGCAUGUGCAUUCCGACCCCAGCGGGAAGCCGUACUACAACCUGGAGCCGUCGAGGUCCUUUGAUGACCCAACCAUCUUCGAGCGAUAUGAUGUGGACACGCUCUUCUUCAUCUUCUACUACCAGCAGGGCACGUAUCAGCAAUACCUGGCAGCCAAAGAGCUGAAGAAGCUGUCCUGGAGGUAUCAUACCAAGUAUCUCACCUGGUUCCAGCGUCACGAAGAGCCUCGGCUCACGGCCCCAGAGUUCGAACGCGGCACCUACGUCUUCUUCGACUACGACUCCCAGUGGGCCCAGCGCAUCAAGGCGGACUUCACCUUCGAGUACGCCUGGCUCGAGUCCUCCGAGAUCUGA
Messenger RNA from Effrenium voratum, 7016 nucleotides. NCBI's taxonomy places the organism in Eukaryota, Dinophyceae, Suessiales, Symbiodiniaceae. The record is from the annotation of a GenBank genome assembly.